Indicator indicator is the source of this 781-nucleotide messenger RNA. It is a transcript of the gene IFI30, whose product is annotated as IFI30 lysosomal thiol reductase. Lineage: Eukaryota; Metazoa; Chordata; Aves; Piciformes; Indicatoridae. Gene Ontology annotation, cellular component: lysosome. The transcript has 7 exons. Bases 1 to 774 code for a protein of 257 amino acids. Gene Ontology annotation, molecular function: oxidoreductase activity, acting on a sulfur group of donors, disulfide as acceptor. The record is from RefSeq and is a predicted model, not a curated record.
AUGGCCCCUGCGGUGUCACUGGCCGUCCUGGCACUGGUGGCCCUCCUGGCUCCAGGGCUUGGUGUGGCCUUGCCUGGCUGUGACUACCCAGCCCACCUGUGGUGCAGCUCCUGGGAGAUCGCCGUCGCCUGCCAGGUUGAGAGCCACUGUGCCAACCUCUUGCGCCCGGCAGCCCCCCCGGUGGAGCUGACCCUGUUCUAUGAGAGCCUGUGCCCAGCGUGCCGUUGGUUCCUGGUCCAGCAGCUCUUCACCACCUGGCUACUGCUGCCUGCUGAGGCCCUGAGCAUCACCCUGGUGCCCUAUGGCAAUGCCGAGGAGAGGAACGUGAGUGGGAAGUGGCAGUUCCAGUGCCAGCAUGGCCCAGAGGAAUGCUUGGGCAACAUGAUUGAGACCUGCCUGAUGCAUGAGGCGAAGAACUUCAGCAGCUACUUCCCUGUCAUCUUCUGCUUGGAGUCAGGCAGCUCCGUCACCAAGAACCUGGAGGCCUGCCUACAGGUCUAUGCCCCUCAGCUGGACAGCGGCCGCAUCGCCGCCUGCGUGCAGGGGGACACAGGGGCGGCCCUGAUGCACCACAACGCCCAACUGACACAGGCGCUCGACCCCCCACACCAAUAUGUGCCCUGGGUCGUCAUCAAUGGGAAGCACACGGAUGAACUGCAGGAGCAGGCCCAGGCUUCACUGCUGGGGCUGAUCUGUCGCCUCUACCAGGGAGAGAAACCCGAAGCCUGUGGGGCUUCGGGGGCCCCAAAGGCUCCGUUUCACUGCAGACACUGAGGGACGG